This is a messenger RNA of Ostertagia ostertagi, 423 nucleotides long. Lineage: Eukaryota; Metazoa; Nematoda; Chromadorea; Rhabditida; Trichostrongylidae. The record is from the annotation of a GenBank genome assembly.
AUGGAAACAGUCUUUGCUGCAGCAUUAUUGCAGAUCUCGAUGAGUGGCCGUAGUCCGCUAGAGGAAGAAACCUAUUUUUCUAAGCCACAGCAUCUUUUUCCACACCUUGAAGACGGCAGAAUUCCAACGGAACAGUUCCUGAGUGCGUGUCAAGGAAUCGCUGACUUCGUUGGUUUCUUGGGAACUGCUUUUUCUCCAGUUAAAGCUGAUAUCAAUGGUAAUGUCGUCAAAGUUCGUACGCGGUUCGAAAAGGAUCGGAUAGGUCAACGCUAUUUGCAAGAUUUGAUAGACAGCGAUCUAAGAGACCACGGCGGCAAUCUCGGAAUCGCCACUGAAGGUCUUUUGUGGUUGAAGAGAGGACUCGAGUUCAUGCUGGAAAUGCUCACAUUGAUGGUGCAGGAGUACAGAUCUACGCCAGAUAAA